AUGGCCCCACCGCCUCAAAGCCCUGCGGCAGACUCCCAUGCCUCUCAAACACCACCCAACUUCCUGGGUUACUUGAACCCAGAGGCGGUUUUGAGAGAGCAAGUCCAUGGUGAGCGUGGAAAGCCAGCCCAAUCGCCAAGCAUCCCACCAAUCGGUCAGUGGAUAGAAGAGAGGGAUCAAAGGCCGCUGUCGACGCAAGGAGGCUCUACAUCAUCGCGCAUCAAUGAGACAGGUCCGCACUCCACUCAAGAGGUAAAAGUCUCUAGAGCCCUUCAGCAGUACUUAGACGCUGUAGGUGUAGACAUCCUCCCUCCACGCAAGAGCCAAGAUGUCCUCCUCGACAUCUACUUCUCCUACGUGCACCCACUGCUGCCGCUUGUCGACCAGGAGCUUUUCCUAGAACAGUAUCGGCAUGGCCGGGAGUCGCGGAUCCUCAUGCAGGCGAUAUGUAUUGUCGCUUCGAAGCAUGCAAACGCGAAGGACUUGCUGGUUCUUGACGAAGAUCAGCAGUUGCUCACGCCAAGAGAGUUCUCGCAGAGAUUGUAUAAUGCGGUGAUCAUUGGCAUAGAAGCCAAAUUGGAGAAGAAUCGCGUGGUUCUUAUCCAGGUACUGGCACUGAUAUCAUUACAUUGCGAAGGAGCAGAUGGUGCCGAACAAGCUUCCAUGCACCUGGCGCAAGCCAUCCACCACGCGCACACGUUCGGUUUACAAUUUGGGCAUCAGUGGAAGAACCAGAGUUCAGAAUCGCAGGGCAACCUUGAAGACGUCUUCUGGUGUUUAUGGAGUCUUGAUAAGAUCAAUGCUUGCAUGAAUGGACGGCCAUUACUUAUGCACGAUCGAGACAACAGUUUGAGGCAGUUACCGUCAGAUCCCGAGAAGAGGUCAAGUCCAUUUGGUAUAUGGUUGCAGAUCUCCGAGAUGCUGGAUAAGGUCAUCGACUACUACAGACCCGGGCGAUCUGCAGAAGAGACUGGCUGGGAAGGCGACGACUUCCUCGGUUUCGAAGAGAUGGUAGGUGACGGCGAGGAUAAGCUCGAAGGCCCCAUCAUGACUCUCAGCGUCGUAUACCGCCACUUCCGCUCCCGCCGCCUCAAAGUCCACGUAAACCGCGCAACCGAAGAGCUCAAGCAAUGCGUGCACCUCCUGGACCGCCUUCGCAACUCCUGGUGGUCCGCCGGCACAAUGGCUGAUCUCGGCCGCGCCGUACUUAGCAACGCUGCUGGGCGCAACACGAAUGCAGCCAACACGCCCGCUCCAGAACCCCGCAUGAGCGAAACGAAGACCGAGCCACCGACACCAACUGCUUCGCAUCAUGACGCCCCACCGCUUUUGAAUCGCUCGCAAUGGCCUCACCAACCUGCGUUGGACAAUCAGAUUGACCCGCGGCUUCAACACCCAUCUCAUCCCUCGACGCCAAUGACACAUCUACUUAAUUCUAUAUCUGCACCUACGCCCGGCCAGCAUCCCACGAGCAGUGAGCGCGCAGAGCGAGCGCCGAUGCAAGCUCCACCCGGCGGCUUUGGGUUUACAGAGACGUCGCCGGACUGGCUGAACUUUGAUGCUGCGUUUGAGAACUUCGAGGGCUUGCUUGGGAGCAGUGGCGCGGAUUUGAGCAAUGAGUUGUUCAGGCCGUUGGGGUAUGAGGCGUAUGAGGGGUUUAUGGAUCCCGCGGCGUGA
Molecule: messenger RNA, 1677 nt
Organism: Parastagonospora nodorum SN15
Lineage: Eukaryota; Fungi; Ascomycota; Dothideomycetes; Pleosporales; Phaeosphaeriaceae
Exons: 2
Coding region: 1-1677 (558 amino acids)
Biological process (GO): DNA-templated transcription
Molecular function (GO): DNA binding; zinc ion binding
Source: RefSeq, a predicted model, not a curated record